GCAGCCUGCCUUGACCUCGCAUCACUUCCUUCCCGUUCAAAACUGUUGCCGGAGUGCUUAAGUUUCGAGUGACACAUGUGGACUGAAUGCUACGGCUCCCGGUAAUUCUCCUAAUCCAAGAUAUGUGCUGGCCUGUCACUGGAUGGAUGAGCUGUGUGACUUCUUGAGGUCACGGAAUGUACCAGAGGAAACCAUACAUCAACUGGAAAAGGAUAAGAUUGAUCCCAAUGCCCUACUUUUCAUGACAGAUGACCAGUUGAUAAAGUAUCUACCAUGCUACGGGGACCGACUGGCUGUCCUUGGAUUUUGCAGACGGAAGGGAAAUUGUCCUGUUGCCCGCAAAUCUAAACUUUUUGAGCGACUGAAAGCCAAGAUAUCAAGAAGUGAGGAUCGUGAACAUUUGUCUGAGAAGGUACCAAGUCGAAAUGCUAAAAAGACUGAAAGGAAAAUAGAAAUUGGAUGGCUGAAUUUCCGUGAAGAGCGGUUUUUACAAGUGAGGGCCAAAAAAGGAGGGGGUACAAGAAAAAUAUGUGUGUCCAAGGAUUGUAGGAAAGAUGAGUUGGUUGAAAAAGCAAUAGACUUGUUUUUUCCUGAUCAAAAAAAUUCAGAGGGAAAUGUUACAGAUUUUCACAUUGAUCUUACAGAUUUUCAGGAGCACCCUUUAGAUAGCCACACUACAGUUGGAGAACUGUAUGAAAAAAUAAAGCUGCCCAUUUUACGUUUUUACUUAACAACCAAGAAGAAGGCUAGUUGCCGUGAGAAACAUCUAGAAAACAGUGGCAUGCUUCCACAGGAAGGGGAAGAAAUGCAGAAUAAAGACUCCUCCAGUCCCCCUAGGCCUAGUACACCUCUGGCUGAAGGUCAAGAAACAAACUCCAGCGAUGUGAUAUAUGUCCAGUCUAACAUAAACAGUGAUCAUGCCCUCUUAGAUUACUCCACUAUUGACAUGUCAGAUUUGCCUAGUGUGAGUGACCUUGAUGCAGUCAUUGCUGUAGAUGUGUUAGAGAGUAGUGACACAGUUACCUUCUUCCAAGGAUACCUACAUGACGUGGACAGUGUCAGUCUUGAUGAUACCUUACCAAUCUCUCCUCAAGCAAUAAGUUCACCUAUUCCAAUCCUAGAUAUCACCCAUGAGCCUAUUAUUCAGAGUGAAAGAAUUAAGAAAAUUCUUGUUGUUCAUCGUGGGCAGAUCUUGAGAGAACUCAUUUCACAUUUUUGUGAUGAGAGUAUCAUGCUAGAUGACGUUUACAUCCAAGUGGUUCUUCCAAAUGGAAGGUUGGAAAAGGCAGUUGAUGAAGGCGGUGUUUUAAGAGAUGUGCUGACUGAAUUUUGGCAGGACUUUUAUGAGCAAUGUACAUUAGGCAAUGCUUUCAAGGUGCCUUUUUUACGCCAUGAUUUUGGUAAACAACAGUGGGAAAGCAUUGGCAGAAUCAUUUUGCUUGGUUGGCGAAAAGAGAAGUACCUGCCUAUAAAAAUGGCCCCAGUCAUUUUGGAGCAAGCUGCCUUGGGUUGUGUUACAAGUAAUCUUGUUGACAUCUUCCUCAGGUAUGUGACAGAGUCAGAGCGAAUGGUCUUUCAAUCCUGCCGCUCAGAUUUUGAAAGUGUAGAUCAGGAAGAAUUGCUAGAAGUAAUGGAUCUCCAUAGCUGUCGAAGAGUGCCAACUGCUGAUAAUUUUGAACAGCUCUUGGAGGAGCUUGCCCACCAAAAGCUAAUUCAGGAACCCGCUUUCGUAAUUGAGCAGUGGAGCAAUGUGAUGGCACCCUUUAGGUCAGAGUUAGAGGGAAUUUCAGUAGCCUAUGAACAUCUUCACCCUACAUUGAGAAAGCUGAUGAGGUCUCUCUCAUACCCUACUACAAUGAAUCCUCAGCAGAAGCAAAUUGGCAAAUAUCUUGGCACAUACCUUAGAGAAUCUGACACACAGCACUUGUCUCUUUUCCUAAGGUUUUGCACGGGCUCUGAUUUGUUUCUUGGUAAGAGCAUUAGUGUGACCUUCACUCAGUUGCAAGGUAUGCAGAGACGGCCCAUUGCCCACACAUGUGGGUGCUACUUGGAGUUGCCGAUUGAUUAUGACAAUUACCCCGAUUUCAGACAUGAAUUCAACAAAGUAUUAGAGAGUGGGAUGUGGGAAAUGGACAUAAUUUAGCUGACUUAAUUCCCACCAGCAGCGUCUUCAUGUCAAGCUGACUUAAUUGAUAUCUAUAGGAAUGCUGGAUUGUAAUUGAGAUUUAGUUUUUCUCCCAGUGAACGCUUGAGAUUUUGAAGCUACAUUUUCUCUUUUUUCUUUUUUGUCUUUGAGGGAGAGAGACAUUUCAGUUACACUGACCAAGAUGUACAGUCAAAUUAUUGUUAUGUUAAUUGACCGGUCCUGUUCUGUGAAUUUUGAAUGGUCAUUGUCUUUAUUUACAUGUUCUGUGAAUACAGCUGAGGCAUUCUAGAUAGGCCUGUCCUCCUGAUAUGUAUGUUCCAUGAACUAUGGUAUGUUAGAAAGGCCUGUUCAGUCUUAAUGAAGUAAUACACACCAGUUAUGUGGUGUUUCAAUGUGACACAUAAUGAAUGCAUUGCUUUAUGUCAUAUUGAUGAAACAUGUUUCUUUUUUGUUCUUUGUGAGGGAGAGAGACAUAUCAGUUACACUGACCAACAUGUGCUGUCAAAUUAUUUUUACGUUAAUUGACUGGUCCUGUUCAGUGAAUUUUUAGUGGUCAGUGUCUUUAUUCAUGUGUUCUGUGAAUACCGCUGAGGUAUUUUAGAUAGGAGUGUCCUGAUAUGUAUGUUUCAUGAACUCUGGUAUGUUAGAAAAGCCUGUUCAGUCUUAAUA
Messenger RNA from Sardina pilchardus (European sardine), 2815 nucleotides. RefSeq lists its product as uncharacterized. The record is from RefSeq and is a predicted model, not a curated record. Gene Ontology annotation, molecular function: ubiquitin-protein transferase activity. NCBI's taxonomy places the organism in Eukaryota, Metazoa, Chordata, Actinopteri, Clupeiformes, Clupeidae. Bases 143 to 2143 code for a protein of 666 amino acids. The transcript is spliced from 3 exons.